Drosophila arizonae is the source of this 890-nucleotide messenger RNA. RefSeq names its product multiprotein bridging factor 1 (gene mbf1). Gene Ontology annotation, cellular component: nucleus. The record is from RefSeq and is a predicted model, not a curated record. Gene Ontology annotation, molecular function: DNA binding. NCBI's taxonomy places the organism in Eukaryota, Metazoa, Arthropoda, Insecta, Diptera, Drosophilidae.
AGGUAUUUCACACACAUAUAUAGAUAGUUCUGGAAUUUUUAGUUUUAAUUACAAAAUAGUCACUAUAUAUAUUCAUAUUAAGGAAAGAAUUAAUAACAAAGCAGUCAAAAAUGUCGGACUGGGAUACGGUAACUGUUUUAAGGAAAAAGGCCCCUAAGUCUAGCCAACUGAAGACCGAAUCAGCUGUUAAUCAGGCACGCCGCCAAGGUGUUGCCGUUGAUACGCAGCAAAAGUAUGGUGCUGGCACCAACAAGCAGCAUGUGACUACUAAGAACACUGCCAAGCUGGAUCGUGAGACUGAAGAAUUGCGGCAUGACAAGAUACCGUUAGAUGUUGGUAAAAUAAUUCAGCAAGGACGCCAAGGCAAGGGUAUGAGCCAGAAGGACUUGGCCACGAAAAUCUGCGAGAAACAGCAAGUGGUUACGGAUUAUGAAGCUGGUCGUGGAAUUCCCAACAACUUGAUACUUGGCAAAAUGGAGCGGGUGCUUGGCAUAAAAUUACGUGGCAAGGAGCGCGGCCAACCAAUAGCGCCUCCCGGUAAAAACAGCAACAACACCAGCAAUAAACAUCCAAGGCAACAACCACAAUUGGACUCUGGAGGUUGGAGUACUGUGUGCAGUCGACGCAAAUGAAGCAAAUAUCGGGAGGCUGUUUAUCAACAACAACAGCAGCAGCAACAAAAGGAGAGUGAACGAGUUAAGAAACCAUCAAAAGCUAUUUAAACAACAAAAACAUCAACAAACAAUCCAAUCAAACAGCCAUGAGCGCCAACCACACAAGCAACAUUCGCAACUAAUUCUUUUCUAACAUUUUUCAAUUUUAAAUAAUUUACAAUUUAGUGACUAAAAUUCAAACAUUGUAAUUCAAUUAUUGGUAAAAAGAAAAAAAAU